UGAUGUCUUGAACGGAAGGAAUGUGGAAUUGAACCGCAAUGUCACUCACGUUGUUUCUAUGCGUGUUGAACAAUUGUUUUUUGUAAUCGCAUGUAAAUAGGUGGUAAUAUAACUAUAAAGUAAUACACCGCAGGAAAAAUUGAAUAAAAUGUCUUCAGAAAAAAGUGAAACUUCCGUCAGCAUUGAAUUCGGGGGAGGGGCAGAACUACUUUUCGAUAAAAAGAAAAAUUAUGAGGUGAACUUACCUGGUAACGACUGGACUAUACAAAGGUUACUCUUUUGGAUGAAAGAUAACCUCCUGAAGGAACGACCGGAACUUUUUCUACAAGGGGACACUGUACGACCAGGUAUCUUGGUUCUUGUAAAUUCCACAGAUUGGGAAUUAUUGGGGGAAGCGAAGUACAAAUUAUGCUCCGGUGACUCGAUACUGUUCCUAUCUACGUUACACGGCGGAUAGGAGGAAGUGAAGGGAACGAUGGCAGCGGUCAAUGAAGAGGAACCAGUUCGAGCGCGAUCCUGUCUCAGUUUGUUCGUGGAAAGCAAGAGUCUUGUAUGCUGCUGUACCUAGACGCGGCUCGCGCGAGUGGGCGCAACGUCGCGAAAUAAAAUGAUCAUUCGCACUA
Nomia melanderi (Alkali bee) is the source of this 623-nucleotide messenger RNA. RefSeq names its product Ubiquitin-related modifier 1 (gene Urm1). Lineage: Eukaryota; Metazoa; Arthropoda; Insecta; Hymenoptera; Halictidae. The record is from RefSeq and is a predicted model, not a curated record. Gene Ontology annotation, cellular component: cytoplasm. Gene Ontology annotation, biological process: tRNA thio-modification.